UUGAAGGCAUCAACAUUUCAGAUGGCCAUCCUGCUGCAGUACAACACGGAGGACGCCUAUACCGUGCAGCAGCUGACCGACAGCACACAGAUCAAAAUGGAUAUCUUGGCGCAAGUCCUGCAGAUCUUGCUCAAGUCCAAGCUGUUGGUCUUAGAAGACGAAAAUGCCAAUGUGGAUGAGGUGGAGUUGAAGCCGGACACCUUGAUAAAGUUGUAUCUUGGUUAUAAAAAUAAGAAGCUAAGGGUGAACAUUAAUGUGCCCAUGAAGACAGAGCAGAAGCAGGAGCAAGAAACCACACACAAAAACAUUGAGGAGGACCGCAAGCUGCUGAUUCAGGCAGCCAUUGUGAGAAUCAUGAAGAUGAGGAAGGUCCUGAAGCACCAGCAGCUGCUGGGGGAGGUGCUGACACAGCUGUCCUCGCGCUUCAAGCCACGGGUUCCCGUCAUUAAGAAAUGUAUUGACAUUCUGAUUGAGAAGGAGUAUUUGGAGCGAGUGGACGGUGAAAAGGACACCUACAGCUACCUGGCUUAA
Orycteropus afer afer is the source of this 531-nucleotide messenger RNA. The record is from RefSeq and is a predicted model, not a curated record. NCBI's taxonomy places the organism in Eukaryota, Metazoa, Chordata, Mammalia, Tubulidentata, Orycteropodidae.